Anarrhichthys ocellatus (wolf-eel) is the source of this 1720-nucleotide messenger RNA. Its product is annotated as transcription factor 7-like 1-A. The annotation marks the transcript as partial. Gene Ontology annotation, biological process: regulation of transcription by RNA polymerase II; canonical Wnt signaling pathway. NCBI's taxonomy places the organism in Eukaryota, Metazoa, Chordata, Actinopteri, Perciformes, Anarhichadidae. The transcript is spliced from 8 exons. Gene Ontology annotation, cellular component: beta-catenin-TCF complex; chromatin; catenin-TCF7L2 complex. The record is from RefSeq and is a predicted model, not a curated record. Gene Ontology annotation, molecular function: RNA polymerase II cis-regulatory region sequence-specific DNA binding; DNA-binding transcription factor activity, RNA polymerase II-specific.
AGAGGAGGUGGGUUCUGUGGUUCCAUUGGUCUGCUCUCUGACUUCCUGUCUGUUAAUAAAGUGACUCACACGUAUUCAAAGUUAAAGGAGAACGCUGACACCUGGUGGACAGAUGAUGACGUGUCUUUGUGUUUAUGUCUCCAGUCUAACAACGUACAGGUGGUGCAGCAUCCUCACAUGACUCACCUCCACCCUCUGCUGUCCUACAGCCCCGAGGCCUUCUCCCCCCAGAGGGCCUCACCUGGCUUCUCUCCUGAUGCAGGUAUGUCGAGGACCCCCUGCUACCCGGUGUCUCCUGGAGGCAUGGCUCAGAUCCCUCACCCUCUAGGAUGGCUACAGGGACAGACCAUGUACCCUCUGGGAGGAGGCUUCUCCCCUGCUGCUCUGGCUAUGAACGCCUCCAUGUCCAGCCUGGUGUCUGGUAACUUCUCUCCACAUCUGGUGCCAACCCCCCAGACAUCCGUGAAGCAGGAGCCUGGAGGCAGCAGCCAGCCGGGAAGGUCCACGUCAGAUGUCCAGCAGGACAAAGAAGACGAGAAGAAGCCGCACAUCAAGAAGCCGCUGAACGCCUUCAUGCUCUACAUGAGAGAGGAGAGACCUAAAGUAGUGUCUCAGUGCAAAGUGAAGGAGAGCGCCACCAUCAACCAGAUACUGGGACAGAGGUGGCAUUCUCUGUCCAAAGAUGAACAAGCCAAAUAUUACGAACUGGCUCGUAAAGAGAGACUCCUUCACUCCAAACUUUACCCCAGCUGGUCAGCCAGAGAUAACUAUGGUAAAAAGAAGAAGAGGAAGAGGGCGAAGAGUGAGACCCAGUUUGAAGAUGAAGAAGGCUACCCCCCUCAGCUGAAGAGACCUUGUGUGCCCCCUGAGGAGACGCCUCACACACACACUCUGCUCACACAGACUGCACACACACACCCCCGCUCCCACCUGACACAGCCGCACACCGUCUCCCACCUGACACACACACACCUGUCCCAGGCAAGCCCCGCCUCCUCGCUGGACUCCCCGGCGACGCCGACCACCUCUCUGGCAUCGCCUGCCGCUCCGGCGCCGACGCACACCGAGCACACGCACUCGUAUGGCGGACAGGUGUCACCGUACGGCGAGCAGCUGCAGCCGCUGUCCCUCACCACCAAACCUCACCGGACCCCCCACCCUCUGAGCCGCAGCACCGUCACACCAGGACCCUCCACACCCACCUCCUCCUGCGACACCCCCAUCUCCUCACCUCACAUGGCUCCUUCCAGGUGUUCACCCCCUCCUCCGACCUUCCUCGUCCCGCCUCCUACCUCCGCUCACCAAUCAGCCGCGAGCUCUCACGGUGCCUUAACUCAUUCACAGCUGUUCUCACGCAGGAGAACCAAUCAGCUGUGAGCAGAUGAUUUCAUUCUGUGAACCUUCAAAUAAUUAAAAACAACUUUUUUAAUGCUGUAAAUAAGCUUUCUUUUUUAAACUUUUUUAUAGAUGUAUAACAUUUUAUAUUAGUAUGAAAAGGAUAAAUAAUUGGUCAAUAUUUGACUGCGUCUAACUUCAUGAAACUGUAUUUUUUUGCAAACUGUCACUUUUUCUAAUGACUUUCUAUGAAUGAACUUGUUGUAACGGGACGUUUGGCACCGGGAUUUGUUUCAAAAAGCUGUUUUUCACCUGGUUGUAAUGAGUGUAAAUCUAUUUUCUGGUUCCUCUUCUGUGUUAAUAAAUAUUCACUGAGUUCAGCAGU